This is a messenger RNA of Hevea brasiliensis (rubber tree), 1451 nucleotides long. Its product is annotated as nudix hydrolase 13, mitochondrial. The coding region runs from base 505 to 1188 and encodes 227 amino acids. Lineage: Eukaryota; Viridiplantae; Streptophyta; Magnoliopsida; Malpighiales; Euphorbiaceae. The record is from RefSeq and is a predicted model, not a curated record. The transcript has 6 exons. Gene Ontology annotation, cellular component: cytoplasm; nucleus. Gene Ontology annotation, molecular function: pyrophosphatase activity.
AAAUAUAUAUUUCAGAGACCGAUUUAUCUCAUAAACGGAUGCCGUUGCUCCGGCCCCGUGGAUUUCUCUGGUUCUCUGCUUCUCUCUUCGCCUAUCUUUCUGACUCUUUGUUCUUAGUUUCUUUGUGACAAAAAGUUUCUUUGCUUUCUUAAUCUUUUCAUUUUUCUUGACCUUCUUCUUCUUUGUUCUCAUUCUGGUCGUACAUAAAUCCACAUAGAAGGGUUUUCUGUGCUUCAAUUUGCCCUCUGAAACAGAGUCACACACAGACAAGGCAGGACAUCGAUAUGAGAACUUGUGGGCUUCUCAGGAACCUUCAUUUCUGAAUCUCAAUUUCAAACUCAGUUCCAAGAUUUUGGUUUAGAUGGCCUUUUCUAGGUCAUUGCAGAGAUUGAGCUCUUUCUUGGUGGAAAAUUUCAGUUUAUUGUAGAUAUUGUUUUCCUGUGCCUGGAGUUCAAAACCGAAAACAAAAACUUGGAAGAAGGAUUUCGUUACAGAACAAAGACCAUGUCAUCUAUUCUAGCAAGAACAGGGAGACACCGACAACGUUAUGAGAACAAUGUUCGCCUUGUUUCUGGAUGUAUUCCUUACAGACUAAGAAAAGACGACGACGAAGAAAGCAAUGACUUAGAAAACAGGAUAGAAGUUCUCAUGGUUUCCUCGCCGAAUCGAACUGAUCUUGUGUUUCCUAAGGGUGGAUGGGAAGAUGAUGAGACUGUGUACGAAGCAGCAUGUCGAGAAGCCAUAGAAGAAGCAGGAGUGAAAGGAAUACUCAGAGAAGUACCCCUUGGAGUUUGGCACUUCAAAAGCAAGAGUAGACAAGAUCCUUGCACCCUGGAAGGAGGCUGCAAAGGAGUCAUGUUCGCUUUAGAGGUGAUCGAGGAGCUCGAUAGUUGGCCUGAACAGGAAAAUCGCGAUAGGAAAUGGCUAAACAUAAAAGAUGCAUUUGAAUUCUGUCGAUAUGAAUGGAUGAGAGAAGCGCUGGAAAUUUUUCUAGGAGUCAUAGCAGAAGACAAGAAACCUGAGAUGGAGGAAGAGAUAGUGGAACUCUCUUCAGUGCCUGUGCCAGAAGUUGUUGCAGACUGUGCAAUACUAUCAUCAAACUGCUGUGCAAAGCCUGUGAACGGUCAGCACGAUGGUGUGAUUUCAUUCCCCUGGCAAAUUCCUCUCAAGGGCUUGCCUCUGACAUAAUGGAUGUUCUACCUCUAGCAAUGUGUGUAUGUAGUAGAUUCUAUUGGAUGAUUCCAUAGUGUCCAGUAUGUUGAUUUACUAGGAAUUUGAAGUGGGAUCAUCUCCUUCUUUUAAUUUCUGUUCAUUGUUGACAUUUUUCGUAUUCCUUUCUCAGGAAGAAUUUGCAGGUCUAACUUUGUCAUAUCCAUAUGACAGAAAGUUGUGUAUGACUUGGUACUGGCCCUGGGAAGAAGUGCAUAACCUUAAUUAGACUCUUGCCUCAA